AUGGCAGACGUCGCGAAGUAUACGGUCGGCUGGAUAUGCGCAAUCCCUACUGAGUUCGAUGCGGCACAGGCCUUCCUUGACGACGAAGACGAAGAACAGCCCCCGGUCGCACAAAACGACAAUAACAACUAUGCUCUGGGUCGAAUCGGUUCUCACUGUGUAGUGAUUGCUGUACUGCCUGAUGGAGAGUACGGCACAAAUGCUGCUGCUGCCGUGGCGCGGGACAUGCUGCACAGCUUCCCCAAUGUGCGCAUUGGACUCCUGAUCGGCAUCGGCGGGGGCGCGCCUAGUCCGAAGCAUGACGUCCGGCUUGGGGAUAUCGUCGUUAGUAGUCGGGACGGAGGCAAAGGCGGCGUCUUCCAGUACGACUUUGGAAAGGCUAUUCAGAAUCGGGACAUUCCUUUCGAGCAUACCGACUUCUUGAACCAACCACCGACAGUGUUGCGAACAGCCGUCAGCGCACUCAAGAGUCGGUACAAGAGAAAGGGACAUCAGCUCAAUGAGCACAUCGAGAAAGCACUAGCAAGGUGGCCCCGCCUGCGAAAGACAUACGCGCGGCCCUCUUCGCAAAGCGAUAGGCUCUAUCGAUCCGACGUCCUUCAUCCGAAUGGAGCGGACGGAUGCGAUAGCGCGUGCGGCGAUGUUCCAGCUCACCUCGUGCAUCGGACUGAACGAAACGAUCUUGACGACAAUCCCGCCAUCCACUAUGGAUUGAUUGCUAGUUCCAAUCAACUGAUGAAAAAUGCCAAGAUCAGGGAUACCAUGGCAAGAGAGAAGGGCGUCCUAUGCUUUGAGAUGGAGGCGGCUGGUCUUAUGAACCACUUCCCAUGCCUGGUGGUCCGUGGGAUCUGUGACUAUUCUGAUUCACACAAGAACAAGGAAUGGCAAGGGUUCGCGGCGAUGACGGCGGCUGCUUACGCGACGGACCUUUUGCGUCAAAUUCCGCCGAACAAGAUCGAGGCUGAAAAGCCAAUCGGGGAGGUGUUAGACCGGGUCCAAAAAGAUCUGAGCUCUGUACACGAAGAUGUGAUUGGAACGAAGACCGCUGUGAUAGCCUCUAGAAACGACAAGCAUGUUGAGAAGGUUCAUCGCUGGCUAUCACCUGCAGAUCCGUCGACCAACGCGACGAGGGCGAGAGAACGCCGGCAUGCCGGCACUGGAACUUGGCUGCUGGAAAGUGCCGCAUUUCGGGAGUGGGAGGCUGGAGAACGCCAAUGUCUAUGGCUCUAUGGUCUUGCAGGGUGUGGUAAAACAGUGCUGAGCACGACAAUUCUCGAUCACCUUGAGAAAACGGGAGCGCACCCUACGCUAAGAUUUUUCUUCGAUUUUAACGACACGAGGAAGCAAUCACUGGAUGACUUACUACGCUCAUUGGCGUUUCAAUUGUAUCGCACGGAAAUAGAGGCCACAAAAGUACUCGACAGACUAUUCACCUCUAGCGAUGAUGGCCGCCGACAGCCAGACGUCAACGCUCUUUCCGCCUGUGUCGAGUCGAUGCUACAGAGCUCCCUCCGCAUCACCGUCGUUCUAGACGCUCUAGAUGAAUGCACGACGAGAGACAAGCUCCUUUCCUGGGUUCGACGACUUUCCAGUAGCUCGAACACGAAGAAGACCAAGCUCGUCGUGACUGGGCGGCCCGAAGCAGAAUUUCAACGCGAGAUUCCUCGGCUUUUCGGCGAAGAUAACUGCAAGCUGCUGAGCAAAGAGGCUGUUAACGCCGAUAUACGCUCCUAUGUCGGCCACGAGCUUCAUCAGCGGCCUGACUUCAAGGAGAAAAAAAUACCUCACGAUCUCUUGAAUCAAAUACGCAGCCAGGUUGGAGACGGAGCGGAUGGGAUGUUUCGAUGGGCGGCGUGUCAGCUAGACAGCCUUGCCCAAUGCCUCCAUCCUCAGGCCAUCAGAGAAGCUUUACGCAAUUUGCCCCGGGAUCUCGACGAAACGUAUCAGCGCAUGCUUCAGAGUAUAGCGCCGGAGCUCAAGGACGAUGCGUUUCGGCUGUUACAGUUUCUCGUCCAUGCUAAAAGACCUUUAACAGUAUCCGAAGCUGUGGACGUGAUUGCCACGCUGAUAGAGAAAAGCCAACGAGAGUUUAACGCCGAACGCAGACUACUUCGUGACGACGACAUAUUAUGUUACUGUCCCAGUUUGGUAUCAAUCGCUGAGGUCGAGCGAGACGAGGUAAUAGUAAGAGAAAUACAGCUUGCCCACUUUUCAGUCAAGGAGUACUUGGUGGAACGAAGCCAAUUCAACCUCGAAAUGGCCAGUAGGGCAAUCGCGACGACUUGCUUCACAUACAUCGAAAGCAUUGACUGCGAAUUCCAGACCAUGAGAUCGACAUUCCCUCUGGCACGGUAUGCUGCAGAGGUAGCACUGAUACAUGCCCAGUUGGCGGAAUCGUCCCAGGAGACUUUUGACGAUAUAGCAACCUUUUUCCAAGAAGAAACCACUUUCACACGAUGGGGCUACCUUUAUCAGCCCGAUAGACCUUGGGAAGAUGAGCCUGGGUUACCUAAAGCAGGAUGCCUGUAUUAUACUUGCCUCGGUGGACUCUCAAGGGUAUCUAGGUUCUUCAUUGACAAUGGCGCAGACGUCAACGCACAGGGUGGCCAAUACGGCAACGCUCUCUGUGCUGCCUCUGAAGGAGGCCAUCAAGAGAUCGUACAGUUUCUACUCGAUAGAGGCGCAGAUAUCAACGCACAGGGCGGCUUCUACGGCAACGCUCUCUACGCUGCCUCUUCUGAUGGCCACCAAGAGAUCGUACAGCUUCUCCUCGACAAAGGCGCAGACGUCAACGCGCAGGGCGGCGUCUACGGCAACGCUCUCCAGGCUGCCUCUGAUGGAGGCCACCAAGAGAUCGUACAGCUUCUUGUCGACAAAGGCGCAGACGUCAACGCACAGGGUGGCCACUACGGCAACGCUCUCUACGCUGCCUCUUCUGGAGGCCACCAAGAGAUCGUGCGGCUUCUACUCAAGAAAGGUGCAGACGCCAACGCGCAGGGCGGCCACUUCGGCAACGCUCUCUGUGCUGCCUCUGAAGGAGGCCAUCAAGAGAUCGUACAGCUUCUACUCGAUAGAGGCGCAGAUAUCAACGCACAGGGCGGCGAGUACGGCAACGCUCUCUAUGCUGCCUCUGAAGGAGGCCAUCAAGAGAUCGUACAGCUUCUACUCGACAAUGGCGCAGACGUCAACGCACAGGGCGGCGUCUAUGGCAACGCUCUCUACGCUGCCUCUGAUGGAGGCCACCAAGAGAUCGUACAGCUUCUCCUCGAUAGAGGCGCAGAUAUCAACGCACAGGGCGGCGAGUACGGCAACGCUCUCUACGCUGCCUCCUCUGGAGGCUACCAAGAGAUCGUACGGCUUCUGCUCGACAAAGGCGCAGACGUCAACGCACAGGGCGGCUUCUAUGGCAACGCUCUUCAGGCUGCCUCAUAUAGAGGCCGUCAAGAGAUCGUACAGCUUCUACUCGAUAGAGGCGCAGAUAUCAACGCACAGGGCGGCAAGUACGGCAACGCUCUUCAGGCUGCCUCAUAUAGAGGCCGUCAAGAGAUUGUACAGCUUCUACUCGAUAGAGGCGCAGAUAUCAACGCACAGGGCGGCGAGUACGGCAACGCUCUCUACGCCGCCUCAUAUAGACGCCACCAAGAGAUCGUACAGCUUCUUGUCGACAAAGGCGCAGACGUCAAGGCACAGGGCGGCUUCUAUGGCAACGCUCUCUAUGCUGCCUCUGAAGGAGGCCAUCAAGAGAUCGUACAGCUUCUCCUCGAUAGAGGCACAGAUAUCAACGCACAGGGCGGCAAGUACGGCAACGCUCUUCAGGCUGCCUCAUAUAGAGGCCGUCAAGAGAUUGUACAGCUUCUACUCGAUAGAGGCGCAGAUAUCAACGCACAGGGCGGCGAGUACGGCAACGCUCUCUACGCCGCCUCAUGUAGAGGCCACCAAGAGAUCGUACAGCUUCUUGUCGACAAAGGCGCAGACGUCAACGCACAGGGCGGCUUCUAUGGCAACGCUCUCCAGACUGCCUCUUCUGACGGCCACCAAGAGAUCGUACAGCUUCUUGUCGACAAAGGCGCAGACGUCAACGCACAGGGCGGCUUCUAUGGCAACGCUCUCCAGACUGCCUCUUCUGACGGCCACCAAGAGAUCGUACAGCUUCUCCUCGAUAGAGGCGCAGAUAUCAACGCACAGGGCGGCGAGUACGGCAACGCUCUCUACGCUGCCUCUGAUGGAGGCCACCAAGAGAUCGUACGGCUUCUACUCGAUAGAGGCGCAGAUAUCAACGCACAGGGCGGCGAGUACGGCAACGCUCUCUACGCUGCCUCAUAUAGAGGCCGUCAAGAGAUCGUACGGCUUCUACUCGAUAGAGGCGCAGAUAUCAACGCACAGGGCGGCGAGUACGUCAACGCUCUCUACGCUGCCUCAUAUAGAGGCCGUCAAGAGAUCGUACGGCUUCUCCUUGAAAAGGGUACAGAUGUGAGCAACCACUAG
Molecule: messenger RNA, 4485 nt
Organism: Colletotrichum abscissum
Lineage: Eukaryota; Fungi; Ascomycota; Sordariomycetes; Glomerellales; Glomerellaceae
Exons: 3
Coding region: 1-4485 (1494 amino acids)
Biological process (GO): nucleoside metabolic process; regulation of barbed-end actin filament capping
Cellular component (GO): nucleus; cytoplasm
Molecular function (GO): ATP hydrolysis activity; protein binding
Source: RefSeq, a predicted model, not a curated record